AUGGUUGAAAAUCGCAACUACAGGCCCAGCUAUACUCACAUCCACAAAUCUGGACAGCAGGAAUGCAACCGCUGCUGGAUCAUCGCACGAGCCGUGCAAACCAUUUUCGAGGAGCAUAAGCUGCUCGAGUCUGACAAAUCGAUCAGGAGCCUAUCCCUCGAGAGAUUUGGCGACGACGUCGACGAGAUCUCGUGCGGCUGGAAAAGAGGAAGUUUCAAGGUCCAGAUCUUUGUGGAAGACUCGGCCGCUGCCACUGUCGCUCGGCACUGUGCAUGGCUAGGUGUCAGGCGCAAUAUUACGCUGGAACGAGACGCUUGUUUACAGUUUACAUCCGACGCUUUGCGGACCUGUGUGCGUGAACAUUGGAGGUGCAAACCAAGCUUGGGGUACAUACCGAAGCGCCUUGUCGACGUGGGCAUCGAGGGGACCGAAACCGUCAAAGUCGUUGACGACGCUCGCUCCAGUUCGGAGACCAAAGGCGCAAUCUUGACCAUGACAGCGCACAACCUGAAGGAGAUGUCUGAGGGGAUUCCCGUCGAUAGAAAGUUGCCCGCAAUGUUCUGGGACGCCAUCAAAACCACUCGAUCUCUUGGGAUCCGAUAUCUAUGGAUCGAUGCACUGUGUAUUGCUCAAGGAGACAAAGAAGAGUGGCAGACCGAGUCUCUGGCGAUGCGACAGAUCUAUGCUGGGGCGUAUGUUGCCAUUUCGGCAGAUGCAGCAUCCACCUGCGACAAGUCGUUCCUCGCUAUGCCCGACAGAUUAUGGAGAUUGCUCGAUGACGGGGAUCCCAAUCGGGGCGGACCUAUAACUGGCACCUCGUCCGAAGAGGAGGAAUACAAGCUGCAUUCUCGAGGCUGGACGUUGCAAGAGCUUCUGCUCAGCCCUAGACUGGUCUAUUUCCGACGCGACCAGGUUUAUUUCAGUUGUGCAGAGGGAAAGCUGUCAAGGGAAGACGGCGAGAGCCCGGCGGGGGUGAGCCGUCACGUCAGCCUCUUGAGGUUGGACGGAGUGCGCCGGACGUGGUUGCAGGAAGCGUCAUGGCCACAAAACACCCCAAGGCCUCCCUGCGCCGCCUCGAAUGACCAGCUUCUGGCCCUCUGGAAGCGCCUCUUGGUCCAAUACACCACCCGAAAGCUCUCCCAACCAGACGAUACGCUCCCGGCCAUCUCUGGUCUGGCAUCCCAGCUCAAACAGAAAUUACCACCCGCACUAUGUCUAUUGCGCCGGUCUUUGGAGGGAGGAUUUUACGCACGUGAUCAUAUUCCGACUUCAACCCAAUUUGCUCUACCUCAAUACCGAAGAGCCCAUCUCUUCGCAGGCAAUACAAGAAAAUCCAUCAAGCGCCAUUUAUAUACAGAACUCGCGGAGAAAACCCCGGUGACUGACUUUCGCAUUGGGAGUAGCAGCAGAUCCCUGCUCCGGCCUCACCAGACAAGAUCUCACCAUGUCUCAUCGCGGACCCUCGUGCAGAGCGCCCUGAACAUACCGUCCAAGCCUGUGGCCGCACCGCCCACAUUUCUCCUGCCGUUCCGCGCAAAGCUUCACCAGACCAGGACGCGGCCGUCCACGACGACGCCGAUAUCCCAAUUCCAGAACACUCAGCCUGAGAUCCCCCCGAGUUAUCUGUCCGCUACAGCUGACCAGACAUCCUCGUCACCUUCCGCCACCGCGACCACCACGUCGGUAUUCGCUCCGCGGGCGACCACACAAUCUCUCGACCAGCCCCUCGUCCUCUCCCGGUCCCUGCAAACCCUUCUCCCCAAGCUCCACGUCCAAAAACCGCACUACAUCGUCACCCACAUCCACCGGUUUCCGUACCUCCUCACGGAGGGCGACACACUCCGCCUGCCGUUCCACAUGAAGGGCGUGUCGCCCGGCGACGUCCUGCGGUUCAACCGCGCCAGCAUCCUCGGGUCGCGGGACUACACGCUCAAAGCCGGCACCGCGGCCACCGAGUCCUACGACAAGCGCCGCACAGGCGAGCCCAACUACCUCGACGAGAGGCUGUUCGAGUGCCGGGUCCGCGUCAUGGGCAUCGAGACCCAGCCCAUGACCCUCAAGGAGAAGAAGAAGCGGCGCAACCGGCACCGCAAGAUCGUGCGUAGUAAGCACAAGUACACGCUGUGUCGGGUCAUGCAGGUCCGCGUCAAGGCUCUGGACGAAUUGAUCCAGGGAGAAAAGGGGAUGGUGCUUCUCGAGGGCCAGGAGAAUGAGAACGGGAACGACAAUGUCCACGCGCAGUAG
Fonsecaea pedrosoi CBS 271.37 is the source of this 2244-nucleotide messenger RNA. RefSeq lists its product as uncharacterized. The record is from RefSeq and is a predicted model, not a curated record. NCBI's taxonomy places the organism in Eukaryota, Fungi, Ascomycota, Eurotiomycetes, Chaetothyriales, Herpotrichiellaceae. The coding region runs from base 1 to 2244 and encodes 747 amino acids. The transcript is spliced from 5 exons.